AUGGAGACUGAUAACACAACCAUAGACCAUUCAUCUGGCCGGGAGGUGGCUCUCAAACACAUCCGCACAUUCUCCUUGGUCAUCUACUGUGUGAUUACUGUGGUUGGGACUGUAGGCAACGGUCUGGUCAUCUAUGUGACGGGCUUCAAAAUGAAGAAAACUGUUAACUCUGUGUGGUUUUUCAACUUGGCUCUGGCGGACUUCCUAUUCACGGCCUUCUUGAUUUUUUCAACGGUCUCUCUCUAUCAGGAGCUACACUGGCCCUUUGGAAACUUCAUGUGCAAACUCAACAACUUUGUGAGCUUAGUCAACAUGUUUGCCAGCGUCUUUUUUCUGACAGCCAUAAAUCUGGAUCGGUGCAUAUCCACCUUGGUGGUGGUGUGGGCACAAAACAACCGCACCGUCUGUAAAGCUCAAGUGAUAAGUGCUGUAAUCUGGUUAGCUGCUGGGACCUGCAGCACACCUUACACCUACUUUCGUACCACAAUACUAGAGGGAAAUAGUACCUUCUGCAAAUACUCUCCUACCGUGACAAAAGAACUAAAAUGGAGUCUGUAUACUUUCCGCUUUGUUGUGGGCUUCCUCAUCCCAUUCCUGGCCAUGCUGUUCUCUUAUGUAGCCAUAGGUAUUCGUUCUAGGCAGCUACAAAUGUUGAGGAAACAGAUAUCCCACCGUGUAAUUUUUAUCAUUGUUGUUGCAUUCUUCAUCUGCUGGUUGCCCUUUCAUGUUUUAAGUUUUGUGGAAUUAACCUUCAGUGAAAAGAUUGGUCAGAUUGGAGGUCCUCUGACUAUGAGUCUAGCUUUCAUGAACAGCUGCCUUAACCCGAUCCUUUAUGUUUUUAUCCGAGUUGACUUUCAAAACAAGCUUCAGUCCCUGUGCUUUGUUGUAGAACAUGCUCUGACAGAAGACCACUUGCCAUUUACAUCCUCUCGUUUUGUGCCAUCACAGUUUCCUCGGGUUGCAAGAAGAUCGGAGUCCACCGCUAAUGCCUAGUGGAAUUAUGUAGGUGUUUCCAAAAUCUCUACAGUGAUUAAAGUGAGCGGAAAUGCAGCAAAGACCCUUUAAUCAUUUUUUCCAAACAAAUCUACA
Fundulus heteroclitus (mummichog) is the source of this 1089-nucleotide messenger RNA. RefSeq names its product chemokine-like receptor 1. NCBI's taxonomy places the organism in Eukaryota, Metazoa, Chordata, Actinopteri, Cyprinodontiformes, Fundulidae. Gene Ontology annotation, molecular function: complement receptor activity; G protein-coupled receptor activity. The record is from RefSeq and is a predicted model, not a curated record. The transcript has 2 exons. Gene Ontology annotation, cellular component: plasma membrane. Gene Ontology annotation, biological process: phospholipase C-activating G protein-coupled receptor signaling pathway; positive regulation of cytosolic calcium ion concentration; complement receptor mediated signaling pathway. The coding region runs from base 1 to 993 and encodes 330 amino acids.